This is a messenger RNA of Paramecium tetraurelia, 915 nucleotides long. RefSeq lists its product as uncharacterized. Gene Ontology annotation, molecular function: ferrous iron transmembrane transporter activity. Gene Ontology annotation, biological process: iron import into the mitochondrion. The transcript is spliced from 6 exons. The record is from RefSeq and is a predicted model, not a curated record. NCBI's taxonomy places the organism in Eukaryota, Ciliophora, Oligohymenophorea, Peniculida, Parameciidae. Gene Ontology annotation, cellular component: mitochondrial membrane.
AUGAAUGAUGACACAUUAAUAAUCAGGAUUACUACUUACUCUAGUAUGUUUGCAGGAAUCAUAGGAAAGAUAGCCUGUCAUCCCAUUGAUACAAUUAGAGCUAAGAUACAGAUUAGACAAACAAUGAUGCUUAAGAUUAAAGCUGACAAAUUGAUUUCAACUUUGGUAAAGGAGACCUUAAGAACUGAGGGUCUUCGUGGACUUUACAAAGGGCUUGGAAUAACGAUAAUAGGAACAGGACCUGCAUAUUCUUUAUAUUUAACAACUUACGAGACAUCAAAGUACUUUUUAAAUUAGUUGAGUUUUAUGAAGGACAGUCCCAAUUUAAUAUCCUUUACAUCUGGAAUGAUGGCUGAAACUAUCAGUUGCAUCUUCUGGUUGCCAAUAGACGUGAUAAAAGAGAGAUUACAAGUUCAAAGCAAUUUAAAGGUUUUUGAUUAUAAAAAUACAUUUGAUGCCAUCCAAAAAAUUCUAAAGUCAGAAGGAGUGGUUGGUUUAUAUCGAGCUUAUGGAGCAACUGUAGCCUCAUAUGGACCCUUUAGUGCAUUCUAUUUUAUGUUUUAUGAGAAAUUAAAAACAAUUUUGGAAAAUCCAUUGUAACCGUCCUUUUUAGAGAGUCUUUGUCUAUCGGGGAUAGCAGGAUCGAUGGCAGGAUUUAUAUGCAAUCCAAUGGAUAUCGUGAGACUGAGAAUGCAGGUAUAGAGAGCCUCAUUGGCCACUCAUGCAGAGACAGGCAAUUUUGGAUACAAGAACUUAAUACAUGGAAUGUACAAGGUUGUAAGCAAUGAGGGGAUAUUGUCUUUGACAAAGGGAUCGAUGGCAAAAGUGUUGUACACAUGCCCUAAUACUGCAAUUUCAAUGAGUGUGGCAGAAGUAACUAGAUCUUAUUUUAUUAAUAAAUACAAGAGUCAUUGA